GUCCAUAUGAAAUUAAUGCCAUGCAUGUAACAUUCUUCGUUCACCGAGGAAUAUUCAAAUACAUAUUACAAAUCUGUUAAAGAGAAACCUUAAGCUAAGUAUAAAAUACUCGACGGGCCGUACAUCGGGGAGCACGAUGUAAUCUCUAAUCGCUAAGAAGCUUCGGAAACUAUAAAAUUAUUAUUUAAGGGCUUUGGCCGAAUUUGAGCCUCGUCUACUACCACGGCAUAGAAAAGGAUACCAAGUGUCGGGGUAGUGAGUGAGUGAGUGAGUGUGAACGAAGGGGAUCCGAAGAAAAAUUGAAAAUCGCGACUUCGCCGAAAAGAAAGGCGUCUCGUGCACGCGAGUGUGUAUUGCCGGCAUAAGCGCGAUCUGGAAGGAAGGUUGUGGUGUAUUAGGGAUUGCGACGGCGUCGACGACCUGUAGAAGACGACACCUGCUUCGCUUGAAACGGAAGACCGGAGAGACACGGUGACGGUGGGGGCGGCCAUACUCAAACAACCGCCGAGCGAAGUGCACGGCACAGCGCAGAAAUGAGACGAUAAUAAAACCGUAUUAUACCACCGGAACAACUUAGGGACGAGGUGUAACGGAUGUAAGUGCCUCCGUUCGAGACGGGAAAGAAAAAAAUCCACGGAAGGAAGUGAAAACGGAAGUGCGAGAAGUGUGACAAAAAGAGGAUAGCGGCCCGACGAAUCGAGGCGCAAAGGACGAUAUGAGUGCGAAAACGGACGUGAACAGGCGGGUCUUAGCAAUUCAGGCCAAGAAAAAAAGACACAAGCCAAGCAAGAGGAAAGGAAAGGGGAAUUCCCAGGGUGAAUCAGAGACACCAGGAGCUCAAUGCUCGAAGGCACCAUGCACUCAACAAGAACAAGAGAUAAACCUCGCAAAGAGAAAAACUUUGAAAGAAGAUUUCAAACUUCCACGUUUUCACUCGUUAGAUGCUCUGAGAACGGAACUAUGUCCUAGUUCGAGUAAUGAAACAAUAGAGGACGAUGACGAAUUGCACAGUAGUGAAGAAGAAGAGCAAGAGGACAGCAAUGAUUAUUGUAAAGGAGGAUAUCAUCCAGUCAGAAUAGGAGAUUUAUUCUUAAAUCGUUACCAUGUAGCUCGUAAACUUGGCUGGGGCCAUUUUUCAACGGUUUGGCUAUGCUGGGAUUUACAGGAUAAACGGUUUGUGGCACUUAAAGUGGUGAAGUCUGCAACGCAUUUUACUGAAACUGCAUUGGAUGAAAUUCAAUUAUUGAAAGAUGUGCGUGAUACGGAUCCUACUGAUCCUAAACGCAAUAAAACCGUCCAGUUGCUCAAUGAUUUCAAGAUCAGUGGCAUUAAUGGUCUGCAUGUUUGCAUGGUAUUUGAAGUGCUUGGACAUAAUCUUUUAAAACUGAUUAUUAAAUCCAGUUAUACAGGAAUUCCAAGGAAUAAUGUUAAACGUAUCAUCAGGCAGGUCCUUGAAGCACUUGAUUAUCUUCAUAAUAAAUGUAAAAUUAUUCAUACAGAUAUUAAGCCAGAAAAUGUUCUUAUUUGUGUUGACGAAGCUUACAUACGAAAGUUAGCUUGUGAAGCUACUGAACUGCAUUCUUUAGGAAUGAGAUUGCCAGUAUCAUUAAUUUCAACUGCACCAAAGGAAUUCCAAGAGCCCACUCGUAACUCCAAAAUGUCAAAGAAUAAAAAGAAAAAACUCAAGAAAAAAGCCAAACGUCAAAAUGAAUUAUUAAAAAAACAAAUGGAACAAAUUGAGGAAUUGGAGGAGCAAAAUAAAAUAGCAAAUAAUACAAGAGAAAAUGGAGAAUUAGAAACGAAUAGUCCGGAUCAGGAUAUAAAUACAGAAAGUAUAGAAGAUAAUUCUGAAAGCAAAGGUUCACCUGAUAUAUCAGAACCGUCAGCGCCUUCAUUGCACAUAAAUGGUGUGGAUAGUCUAGGAGGAGGAGAGAAAGUAGAGAAUCAAUUACCCCAACAACCGGAGAAGAUGGACAAUGCGAAUUUAUGUGAUGUAGAGAAAAGCUGUGGAGAAGGAAUGUUACCACCUGAUUAUGAAGAUACAGAUGAGUGUAGCGAGGGCCGUAAUUUACAACCACCUGAUAGUAAACAAUUGAAACGAACAUCCGUAGCUCCCUUAGAUCCUGCCAUAGUGGAAUGUGACGUUGAAGUAAAAAUAGCAGACCUCGGAAACGCAUGUUGGGUCAACAAAAAAUUCACAGAUGAUAUUCAAACCCGUCAGUACAGAUCAUUAGAAGUGUUAUUAGGAUCAGGAUACGAUACUUCUGCGGAUAUAUGGUCCACUGCUUGUAUGGCAUUUGAAUUGGCGACUGGUGACUAUCUUUUCGAACCACAUAGUGGCAAAGAUUAUUGCAGAGACGAGGACCAUUUAGCUCACAUUAUUGAAUUACUUGGAGAAAUACCAAAACGUAUUGCACUUUCUGGCAAAAACUCAAAAAUGUACUUUAAUAGGAAGGGAGAAUUAAAGCAUAUUAACGGAUUGAAGCCUUGGGGACUGUACGAGGUGCUUACAGAGAAAUAUGAUUGGUCACCGAGAGAAGCGCGCGAAUUUGCAGAGUUCCUAACUCCAAUGCUUGAAUUUGACCCGAAUAUGCGAGCUACAGCAGCAGAGUGCUUGAAGCAUCCGUGGCUGCAAAUCAAAAAGUGAUCGAGUUUUUUAUCGUUUUACCUUUAAAUUUUUCAAUUUUUACCAUCCUGAUAUAAUCAUAAGUCGAGAGUGUGACAAGAAGCAACGACCUGCAGGUGUCAGGUUCUCUUUCAUACUAUAUACAGUGCUUCAUUUCUAAUAUAACGAGUGCAUUAUUAUUGAAAACGCACACAAUGAAAUUAUUUAAUAUUUAAUAUACAUGAGCGAGUUGUAAUAUAUAGUAUAAUGUAUACAUAUACAUACGCAUAUAAUAUGUUUACGUAUGUAUAUGUAUAUUGUUAUAGAAUGGAAAAUAAUUAGGAAUCGAACUUAUAAAAUGUUACCAUUCAGAAUUUUUUAAUCUCUUUUAAAUGCUAAUAAUUUGAUACAAUUCUUAUUUGUGUCCGAAUUAAUGAUACGGGUAAUUUCAAGUGGCGAGGGAGAAAAAAAUUGAAUUAUAGAUGGAAAAGGAGCUUUCUACAUUUCGCCAAAUUCCGUAAGCAGUUGGGUACGCUUCUGGUUGUAACACUCUCGACAGUGGCUGCCUGUUUGUAUAUUUAUAAAUUUGUUAAAUCAUGUUUUUCAUUUAGUAAUGAUAUCUUAAAUUAAAAUUUCGUAGUACUUUAUUAUUUUACACGAUCAUCAUUGGAUUAUCCUUCGUACUUGUCACUUAAUUUAUCAAUAAGUAUCCCAAGAGUCAUGGGACCUACUCAUAAUAUACUUUUAAGCAAGAACAGGCGCAAUGUUAAAUUUUGCGUUACAUUAAUCGAUUUGGGAAUUCGUUAAUAGCUGGUUUUCCAUUGUGAUCUCUCUUUGUGCUUAAUUAAUGUUCGAGAAGAUUUAAUAACGAUUAAUAUUAUUAUGUUGAUACUAAUUAAAAUGAAAGAAUACUCAUUGCACGUACGUUGAAACGUGUGUUCAAGGAACUGAACCUUUGUACAAAUUUAAUGUAUGCAGACAUACGUGGAUGGUUUUAAGAGUUGGUCGCCAGAUUCUUGGUAGAAUGGUUAAUACAAUAUUAAUUACGAUUCGGAAUAAGACAGUGCAUACUUUAUUUGUACCAACCUAAGUCACUAUAAUUUAGUCUACUUAAAUAUUAUACGUCAUCAAAUUUCAAGCGUUAUAAACAAUAAAUUCAUGUUUCAAAUGAAACAGGAUAUUUGUAAUAAUAUUAUUCUAUAUAAUUCAAUAUUCGCGAAAAUACCUUAUAAGUAUAUGUAUGGUGUAUGUAUAAAUACAUACGCGCGCGCGCGUGCGCUAUAUGCACACACAUACAUACACUGUCUGAUUUCGAAGAACGAUCGAGGAACUGAUUAUGGCACAUAUUUUUGUUCAAGUUACUAUAAGUUUCUUUAUACUAAUAAGGCAUAACAUAUACAUAAUGUAAAAUCACGGUAAAAUGAGGCGAGUUUCUAGAUUGCGAACGAUACUUUUGAUUAACAUAAAAAUAAUAUUGUCAUACGUGGAUAGAAGUAUAUGUGAUGUUAUGUUCUGUGCGACCUUUUCUUCGAGCUGUUGACUGACUAUUGAGCUCUCUGUCGAUAACUUGUCUUCUAUUUUAUAACGAAAGCGAAACAGUACGCUCACUGGAUAUUCGACAUUGCAAACCUACAUUGCACUGUUGAAUUCUAUUUUAUGCUUCCAAACGAAUGUUCUGUUUCGCUUCGCCUGCCAGUUUAAGAUCGUUUUCGCUGGGGAAAAAAGGUAUUAUCAAUCGAAAACAUUUCAUAUAAAACCAAGGUGGAGACGCAUAUAAAGAAUACUUAUCAAUAGCGUUGCAUUGAGUAGACGGUACAAUUUUUUCCGGGUAAAAGAGGAUAAUCGCGUCGCGUUUUAAAUUAAAUGUAAUUUUUGUUGAGAAAGGUUAAUGAAAUUAAUGUAUAUUUAACGCAAUCGUUAUGAAGAUUACACAUGUACUCUGUCUUAAAAAAGAAGCAUUUACAAAUUACAAUUAGAAAAUAUUCACUUUUACAGUACAUAUAAAACGGGGUAGCAAGUAAGAUGAUCACAGUAAAAUUUCCCUCUGUUCUUGUAUAUAUCCUUACAUAGUGCUGUCUACGAACAGGUCGGUCCCUGUCGCACAUGUAUUAAUUACGUUCACUUGUUUUUCUGAUUCUACAAGUAUAGAAUUCUCAGAAUUUGGUUACGGACAGCACUGUUCUAUGUGAAAAGUGCCUCUUCUACCCGUACUAUGGUGUAUAAAAUUGUAAUCAGAGAAAUACAUAAAAAAAAAAAUAUCAUGCUCUAGGAACUUAAACGGUUCUCUCUUUGUUUCAGACUAUACUCUUUUAACUUUUCUUUCUUAUAAUUAUGCGACCCCACCAUAAUUAACGAUUUUGGGACUGAUGAUGGCAGUCGUGUUGAAUUUGUACAGUACGCAAUGGAAGUUAUAUAGUAGAUAUGCAUAUUAUAUAUGUAUAUAUAUAUAAUUAUAUAUAUAUACAUAUGUAUACCGGUAUUAUUUUAUGAAACGCGGCCAGUGAAAUCCGUAGGGGAACGGAUAAGAGUACAAGAGCACAGAAUGAUCGCAGAAAACAUAAAACAAUGGAAAUAAGGAACGCCUUGGAACAUGUCUCGAGCUUCUCGCCUGACCGUCCUUUAUCGCUGAUCUAUCGACGAUCGUUACGCCAUUGUAUGUCAACAAUAAUUUUACACUAUCGACGUGAAUGUAUAAUAAGAAUGUUAAUUGUUAUCAACGACGAAGGUACAUCGUGUUAAUAGCGGCGAAUGCUAAUUACCGAUUAUGCAACUAAGAUCCAAGUUGUACGAUAAACGAUCGAUCGCUUUCACCGGUAUAUUAACGGAUUUCAAGAAGGCGCGAUUUCAUCGCGUGACCGGACAUAACGAUUAUACAUACGAAAAUGACACACACACACACACACACACACACACACACACAGAGAGAGAGAGCCAAACUGAAUGAUAAUUUACGUAGGUGUGAUUCGCUGCUUGGCGCUAGGGUAGUUAGGAUGAAAUUAACAAACAUUAACAGUAAAAAAAAUGUGUAUAGCUUGAUGUAUGAGAGAUUCCUUACUUCCGCCUAUCUUCACUUACCCCCUACUGCCUCUGAUGGUAACGAGCAAGAUCAUUGUAUUCGUAAGGUCAAAAUCCCAAAAAUUCAAUGCACGUUCUUCUCCGUCGACAAGUGACAAUGAUUCACAUUGAUAUAUAGAAUGCGAAGGUCAGACAGAGAUUGACUCGAUUUCAAGAAAAAAAGCGUGGUUUGCAUAGGGACCUACGUACAAAAUCCGUUAAGUGAUCCAUGUUUUCAUCAGUGGGAUUGCUUCCAUACGCUGUGCGAGCGCUUCACGGAGGAAACUGAUUCCGAUGUGUUGAUUCUGCAAAUCGCAGUUU
This is a messenger RNA of Nomia melanderi (Alkali bee), 5980 nucleotides long. It is a transcript of the gene SRPK, whose product is annotated as SR splicing factor protein kinase. Gene Ontology annotation, molecular function: protein serine/threonine kinase activity; ATP binding. The record is from RefSeq and is a predicted model, not a curated record. Gene Ontology annotation, cellular component: cytoplasm; nucleus. Lineage: Eukaryota; Metazoa; Arthropoda; Insecta; Hymenoptera; Halictidae. Gene Ontology annotation, biological process: regulation of mRNA processing; spliceosomal complex assembly; peptidyl-serine phosphorylation.